AGCCGCAGCCGCCGUCGGCAGCAGCGGAGGGGGCAUCGCCCGGCCCGGCCGCCGCCGCCGUCCCACCUCGGGGACACCCUUCCUAUGGGACGACAAGUGAAGGGCUGCCGCCGCCCGCUGCCCGGCCCGCCCCGAGCCUCGGCGCCUCGGCGCGGCAGCGGCAGCUGCUAAACCUGUGCCACUUGCACAACUUCGCCGGCUCCGAGCAUCCUCCCGCCGAGCCCGGGGCUCGGGGGCUCGUUCCCCCGCUCCUGCCUUUUCGCGUCCGCCUUUUCGGAAGCGGGGGUGACCGAAGCGCUUGUCCUCCGUAGGCUUUUUAAUUGCUACUGUUAAUAUUCUCCUCCAGACUUUCCCCUUCUGGGGGAGGGAGGUGGUUUCCUGAUCUGAAGUGCAAAGAAAAGUCAGUGGGAUUCCCCUCCUUCUCCCCCCACCCCCCCUUUUUUGGGUGCAUUCACACGCUCCCUCAGGCAUGAUGCUCAAGAUGCUGCCGUUUAAGCUGCUGCUGGUGGCCGUGGUUCUGUGCUUCUUCGAGGGGGAUGCCAAGUUUGGGGAGAGCGGCGCCCGGAGGAGAAGGUGCCUCAACGGGACCCCGCCGAGGCGGCUGAAGAAGCGCGACCGGCGGGUGCUGUCCCCGGAGGCCCCGGGCGGCGGGGAGGCGAUGUGCCGCGGCCUCUACCCCCGCCUGUCCUGCUGCUCCCGCACUGACGCGCAGGGGCUGCUGCACGCCGAGGCGAAGAUACUUUCUGUUACCAACAACACAGAAUGUGCGAAGCUACUGGAGGAAAUCAAAUGUGCACACUGCUCACCUCACGCUCAGAAUCUAUUCCACUCACCUGAGAAAAGGGAAACACCUGAAAGAGAACUAAUUCUUCCCUACCUGUGCAAAGACUAUUGUAAAGAAUUCUAUUAUACUUGCAGAGGUCAUAUACCAGGUUUUCUCCAAACUACAGCUGAUGAGUUUUGCUUUUACUAUGCAAGAAAAGAUGGUGGUGUAUGCUUUCCAGAUUUUCCAAGAAAACAAGUGCGAGGGCCAGCUUCUAACUCCCUGGACCACAUGGAAGAAUAUGACAAAGAGGAAGAGAUCAGCAGAAAACACAAGCACAACUGCUUCUGUAUUCAGGAGGUUGUGAGUGGACUAAGGCAGCCUGUUGGAGCAGUACAUUGUGGGGAUGGAUCCCAUCGCCUCUUUAUUCUUGAGAAAGAAGGAUAUGUGAAGAUUUUCAGUCCUGAAGGAGACAUACUCAAGGAACCUUUUUUGGAUAUACACAAGCUUGUUCAAAGUGGAAUAAAGGGAGGAGAUGAAAGAGGACUGUUAAGCCUUGCAUUCCAUCCCAAUUACAAGAAAAAUGGAAAGCUGUAUGUGUCUUAUACCACCAACCAAGAACGGUGGGCUAUUGGACCUCAUGACCACAUCCUUAGGGUUGUAGAAUACACAGUGUCCAGGAAAAAUCCACACCAAGUUGAUAUGAGAACAGCAAGAGUGUUUUUAGAAGUAGCAGAACUACAUCGAAAACACCUAGGAGGACAGCUUCUGUUUGGCCCAGAUGGUUUCCUAUACAUUUUUCUCGGAGAUGGCAUGAUCACUCUAGAUGAUAUGGAGGAGAUGGAUGGUUUAAGUGAUUUUACAGGUUCUGUAUUGCGCCUCGACGUAAAUACUGACCUGUGCAAUGUCCCUUAUUCCAUACCACGGAGCAACCCACAUUUUAACAGUACAAACCAACCUCCUGAGAUUUUUGCACACGGACUCCACAAUCCAGGACGAUGUGCUGUGGACCGCCACCCAACAGAUGUAAACAUCAAUUUAACUAUUCUUUGCUCAGAUUCAAAUGGAAAGAACAGAUCUUCAGCAAGAAUCUUACAAAUAAUAAAGGGUAAAGACUAUGAAAGUGAGCCUUCACUUUUAGAAUUCAAACCAUUCAGCAGUGGAUCCUUGGUUGGUGGAUUUGUCUAUCGAGGCUGCCAGUCUGAAAGACUCUAUGGAAGUUAUGUAUUUGGAGACCGCAACGGAAAUUUUUUAACACUGCAACAGAGUCCUGCAACCAAACAGUGGCAAGAAAAACCCCUCUGUCUUGGCAACACUGGUUCAUGUAGAGGUUUCUUUUCAGGCCCUGUCUUGGGAUUUGGUGAAGACGAAUUAGGUGAGAUUUACAUAUUAUCAAGCAGUAAAAGUAUGACACAGCCUCACAGCGGAAAACUCUACAAGAUCAUUGACCCAAAAAGGCCUUUAGUCCCUGAAGAAUGCAAAAGAACAGCUCAGUCUGCACAGGUACUGACAUCUGAAUGCUCAAGGCAUUGUCGGAACGGGCACUGCACUCCCACAGGAAAAUGCUGCUGUAAUCAAGGCUGGGAAGGAGAGUUCUGCAGAACUGCAAAAUGUGAUCCAGCCUGUCGACAUGGAGGUGUCUGUGUAAGGCCUAAUAAAUGCUUAUGUAAAAAAGGCUAUCUCGGCCCCCAGUGUGAACAAGUGGAUAGAAACAUCCGAAGAGUGACAAGGGCAGGUAUUCUUGAUCAGAUCCUAGACAUGACAUCCUAUUUGCUGGAUCUAACCAGCUAUAUUGUAUAGUUUCUGGGACUAUUUGGAAACUUCACUUUCAACGGGCAUUUGUUUUGAAUCCUGUCAUUUUUAAAAGACUGUUAUCCUGCAACAAAUACCGGUGAUUUACUUUAUUAAUUUAAGUACAAUAUCCACAAAUGUGCAGAUAAAUUCUUUGUAUGUGUGUAAAUAUUUCUGUACGUCUCCACAGACGUGCCGAUAUCCAAUACGUGCACACAUACACAUGCACGCACUAUCACAAAUACGGUUUUACAGCUAGUGGAAUUUUUUUUUAUAUUUAUUUCUUCAUGAGAAAUAGUUUACAAAGUAAUUCCACUGUAAACCACAUUUUCAUCAAAGGACUUUUGUGAUGUCUAAAUGGAUUCUUUGACAUCCCAGAAAUCUCAUGUCUGUACCUAUCUGGUUCUAGCAAUAAGAGAGCAGUUUUCAAACACCGCUGUAUAAACUGCUGGACUUAAUAAAAUCCAGUUGUAACAGUUUCUAAGGUGAACGGAACUACAUCAUGAGACAAUAUUUCAGAACUCCUUAAUGCAUUCCUAUCUAGGCAAUUCAUUGUAAGACUGUAACCUUCACCUUCAUCAAUGUAACUCUAUUACAGAAUGUUACGCAUUUCUUUAUCUAGCAUAGAUGCAAAAAUCUGGUUAUCGCAGCUUAAUAUCAAGAUUGUUUCAAGUGUUUAAUAAUUAAAUUAUAUUCGCAUAUUUCAAAACCAGUCAUCCUAGAAGGUCUGCUUUUUAUCAUAUAUUUUAUUUAACGAUGGGCACUGGGUUCAUGUUACAUAUUUAUAUUAUUUUAUUUUAUUUUUAUAAUAUAGACAUCACCUAGAUGAGACAGCUUUACCAUGUCCUGUAAAAUACUAAAGUUACAUUUUUCACCAACUUAAUUGGAAAGACGGGGAAAGAGAGAGCAAACACACUCUUUAAUGUGUUGUGGAUCUAAUCUAGAAAUGUAUCCUUGUGUCAACUUGUAUUCAUUUACGACGGAUGAAAAAAACAACCGCCAACCAAUCAUAAUAAAAUUCCAGCAUAUGUUAAAAGUGUUCAUAAAGGGAUUUUCACUGUAACAGGACGAGCCAGAUUAUACACAAGUAGACUGCUGCCGAUUUCACACUGAACGGAACGUCCCUGGACGAGCGCUCACAUGAGCAUGUGUUGGCUGUGUAAGAUGUCACUUGUACAAAACGUAUAACUAUUCUCGCCAAAGGCGGUUCUAAAUGUACAUGUUCCUUGAAGAGCUAACAUAAAAUUGAGUCUUUGCAAAUGUAUCAAUAAAUAUGGUGUACAUGCUAUAGUCAGGUUUUCUAAAGUAUUAAUAGUCCAAUCAGAUGUAUCUUCAGAACUGGUGCCCUCUUAUCUCCAGCUCUAGGGCAUUAUCAGCAGUUUCUUUGCUCACUACUUACCGACUAUCAGAUUUCCUUUGCACUACCUGGCUCUUAUAAAAUCUUGCCAAUGAAAAGCAAGCAGAGUAGCCACAGCGUGCACAUCCUAUGGUUCUCAUAAGCAGCUGCUCAUGCGUCAACAAUUUACAACAGUUUAGGCAAUAAGAUCUGAAAGACUUUUGCCAUAUUACUCUCCAAUAGCAAAAUUACCUCUCCGGGGCAGUCACACGCAACGAAUUUUCCUUUAUAGAAAGUUGUCGGUCUUCAUUUAUUAAGUAUUAAAUCUGAAAGUACAGCCUGAUACUUGCAUUUCUCUGUCUUACGCACUCCAGCUCAGAGGAACAGAAAACUACAUUUGCCUUCCAUAUAUGUUUGCCUGGGUUUCCAGUGACCUCAUGCCAAAUGGAAAUUGGUUGAGAAAUCUUGGUUAAGUGCUCAGAGAACAAUGGUCUGCAUUAAAAAGUGCAUGCAUAAUUUUGCACAAUGUAGAUUCAACUGACAGUCCAUUGAAAGACGUCUUGGGAUUAAAUGAGCAUGAAGACCAAAUUGCCCUCUCACCCCAGAAAAGGGUGGUCCCUUAUAGUCACACGAACACUUCAUUGGCUAAGCAGUGUGACCAAUCUUAAAAUGAACCCUGCGGUAGCAUCUGUAGGUUAAUAGCAGCUCUUUGUCUCCGCUGCUUUCUGCCUUUAGUCUUUUCCCUGAAUUCCAUCACAAAAAAGUUUUACAAUUAAAAAAUGUCCUGACAACCAUUUUUGUAAAUUGACCUUAGCAUCUAAUCUUUCCUUAUUCAACGUGGGUGACAAAAAUGUGAACUUCUCAUGAAUGAGCCAGCUGUCUAAAUCUGUCAAAUAGCGCAGUUUUAUUACACUCUUCAUAAUCGGCAAACCAAGAAAGUCGCUGAAGUGUUUUAGCAACAUUUAAAUAUCCGACAGAGAUAACAUCUUUAACACUUUCUUUAAUGAAAUAUAUUUAAAAAUAAACCCAACUUUAACCCCACUCUGAUGCAUUAUUUUCAACAACCAGCUGGGGAGAUGUGAGAGUUCUUUUCUCAUUGCUUAGUUCCUGGAGACUUAAAAAAUACCACAGAUGGUACCUAAAUUGAAGAUCCCCAGUAAUAUUUAUGCCUUAGUCAUGUAGAGAAGGGAUAACAAUGAUCUUAGAGUUUUGAUCUUAAUAAUAAAGACAAUUUAGUUUACUAGUGAAAAUAAAACUCCAGUAAAAAGCUAAGAAUUAAAUCCAGGCAUCAUUCGAAUCGAUGGCAAAAACCUCACAUCGGCUGUGCUGCACCCAGAAAAUCGCUUUCAAACUGGAAGCAAAAUACUUCAGUUUAUUUUAUUUAAAAAAAAAAAAAAAAAAUCUGUUUGAAUCAUUCCAUCAAAAUUUCAAAACUAAGAAGUAAUCUAAGUGAAGAUUAGAGGGAGAGGGGAGACAGUUUGUGGAAAGUGUUUUGCUUCAUUUUUAAAUCAUCUUUUAUAUCAUGUGAAAGCAAGCAUCUGCAUUAAGCCCACAUGGGUACAUAGGAAGUCCCAGUGGAAAAGAAGUAUUCUAAAAAAAAAAAAAAAGCCACAAAAAAUCCUAGCUCUUAUUUAUCAAAAGAAAUUAUACUAUUAAAAAGAGUGAGUAAACCCCAGGCCUAGCCACCCAAGAUGCUAAUAUAAAAAGGGCAACUGCAGUAAUUGCCCUGAGAAUUGGCAUACAAAAAAAAAAAAGGGGUCUGUAGAAAGCCCGUUGCCAGUUAGGUCAUUCUGCAGCCAUUCUCACACAACCUCCGAGAGUGUCCCAGAAUAAAACUGAGCUUAUAAAUGAAACUAGAUAAAUGAGGCAAUUAGAUAAGGGCCUCCAGAAGGGAUUUUAUGUAUGUGUUCAAGUUGUCUCUGUCUCUGUCUCUCUCUCCCCUAACCUUUUAUUCCAUUCAUUUCUUCCUUUAUUCGGAGAUACUGCCUCUCUGUUCCCAACACAUUGUACAUUUCAGGCGUUCUUUGAGGCUGUCUACUGUUAAAAGAGAACAAAUAUACCUGUUGCAAGAAACAUAACUCUAUUCCUGAUGUCUGCUAGUUUUCAACCCUCAUUUUAUUCUUUUGGGACAGGAAACUUCCCUUUUCUUUUUAAAUGCCACUGAUCAGAAAGAAGGCGUAUUAUUGGAAUAUAAGGAGAAACGUCUUUACUCCAUAGAUAAGUAGGGAGACAAAAACAUGUUAUGUAAAAUGAGCUCCAAAUUAUUUCACUCCCUUUCAGAAAAACAGUAAACUCAUUUUUCUAAUGUGUUCAAUAAGAAAUAUUAACUCAAACCCUCCCCCUCAAGGAAAUAAAUUUCUUCCUUUAACAGUCAGGGACACAGAUGCAAACCCUUUGUACCUUUAAAUCCUCACAGGUUAUUCUAUUUCAUGCAAACAAAGAGUAAGUUCUAUAUAAAUAAGAGUAUAAAUUCUAUAUUGCCAACAUGACACCUCUGUUUAUCUCCCUCCUUUCAUUUGCUUCUCCACAUUUUGGCUUUGCAAUUCCUUCCUUUCUAGAACCACAGCAAACGCCGAUAAUCCCUGGUUGCUGCCGGUGAUACUUUUUAUUUUUGAAACUGCCUAAUAGCCCGGUGCAUCAAAGAGGCUUCCCAGCAGGCUGAGGUUUUUAUCUGUUGAUCAUUCUACACAACUUUGUUAUUUAAUAGUAACUUCAAAAACUGUAUCUUAGCUGGGCAUUUACAGUUCAGGAGUAGCAGGCUCAAGCAGCUCAGCCACAGAGAGACUGAAGCUGGAGGAAGGGAGAAAGCACGCGGUCACUCAGCAGUCACUGUGCUUAUGCCAAAGUUACCAGAUUCCAGCCAAUGAUCAGGUGCCUCAAGUAAAAAGCAGAAUGAUAUUCCUGGGAUGAUGAAAUGUUGCUUUUCAGUAUACACUUUCUCUAAUUUGGGGUUAGAAAUGAGGAUAUUUUCAUGUACAAAUAUGAAAAAAAAAAACCCAACCAGAAAUUCUGAAAACACAAACAAGUAAUUUUUCACAGGUGUAAAGUCCCAUUAAGGUAAAAAUAAAUAUUCGUACUUGUAAUUCUACUUCUAGCCAUGAAAUAGGCAUUUAUUAGAUUGGGUCUACAUGAAAAAAUCAACUCCAAGGACAUCCUGCUCCGUUUAUUUUUCCUUAAUUAUGUAAAUCCUUUAAAAGACAUUAAUGCUUUUUAAUUUACUGUCCUUUAAUUUAACUCUGUAUCAGUUUAAUUAGGAAUGAUACCAUUUUGAUCUUCUGUCCAACUUAAAAGGUUAUCUUUGUCUCAGAAAAAACAGAAGGUAGUCAUGAAGUAAAUAAGAACUAAUUUUUCCCAUUUUGCAAUAUUAAAAAUUGACCAAUAUUUUAUUUUUGUCAUUUAAAGAAAAUUAACUAAGAGUCUCAACAAAAAGGCAACCAACCCUUUAAAUUUACUCUAAUCCAAAUUUGCAGAAAAUACGUACCAAAUAAUCUGGGUUCUGGCUACAGAAAACUGAUAAAUAUUGCCAUAAGUAGUUUCAGUGCAAAAUAUCGUAGAAACAUUGAAAAAAGUGAAGACUGUUUUGCUAAAAUGUUCGUGUUUUCAACAGCAGAGCAAUUCAGUGAAAUAAGACACAUGUACUUCUUAGGAUAUAGGUGUGAAACAGCAGAAGCCACCUGAAAGCUUAGUACGGGAUUAACUUUAAUCUUUGAGGGCCUGACUCAAAGUUCAUUGAUGUCGACUGAAAAUCUCCUAUUGACUUCACUAGUUAUAGGAUUAAGUCCUUAAAAGAUCUCCACUUAGCUGGCAGAAGAUCUUAACUUCAGACAUCAGUGCCCACAUGACCUCGCCGUGUCUGCAUCCGCAGUCAUUAGAUGCACCAAGGUUUGCUGGAAUAAAACUGCAGAUUCAGCCCUGCGUAAAGCCGUACGGAGCAAUCCUACUUAAAGCUGUACGGAGCACAUCCAGUCCUCCUGGGUUUCCUUAUAGGUAUUGCCAGCAGUUACACAAGGCGUCUAUUAAAUCUGACAGACUUCUUGAUACUUCUUUAAAAACAUUGAGCAAUCAGCUCGCGUUUUUUCUCUUUCACACACGUAUAUGCUUAUUUCAAAUAUGUAAGCGUAUGCAGCUAAGCAGGAAAGUAAUUAAAAUACCAAGUCAGUGGCCCCAUUUUAUGAAAUAGCCGUAGUAAGACGGGGCCCUGAGUUGCCCCCACAGAUGCUCACAAACAUCCACGGAAGAGUUCCCUCGACUGGUUUGAGCCCAGUAUCACAAAGGCUGAAUUCAGCAGCGUUAGGCACAUUUUCAAACCUUUCUUUCUGUAUUUAAUAGGGAUGGUGUAAUAUUUCAAUCGAGACUACAUACAAAUCAUAAAAUGUUGUUGUCACCCUUACUAAUAAGGCUAGUGAGACUGAAGGCGAUGAGAGUCCUCAGCAGUGAAAUGACAGGCGUAAGCGAUUACGGGGCAGGAGAUGAGCAGGCGUUCUAGAGACGUGUGCUAGGCAAAGGGACAGCCGCUUGCCUUCGCACUCAUUGAUUUCAGUUACCACUCUGCACACAGAAUUUAUUGUGCUAUAAAAUGCACAACACCCAAACAAUCUUAGCACAGCAAUUAAUUCUGCGUAGACUGACACUGGGCAGACUGACUAAUCAGUAUUAAUAAUGCCUUAUCUGGGAAAAGAGAAACGUUAUUAUUUUAUAGCACUGUGCGAGUGGUUCAACAGACACAUCAACCUUUUUCCUUCAGCUCACUCAUGAGUUAUUAAUAAUUACUAAUUUGGUCUACAUAUUAGCAAAAGAUUAUCAUGUUGUCCCAUAACCCAAAGAAAAGGUUUCCAUAGGAAAUUUUUCUUCGCGUUACACUAUACAGUUUGAUUUGAAAGCCAAGUGACACGCUUGCUUACCAGAGCUCUCAGUACUGAAAAUAUACCAUUGUAGUGAUCAUCUUAUGCUAUAGGAAUCCACAAAAAAAUUAUAUUCUGUUAUAUACAUUUAAUGUGUCUUUACCUAUUGUCUACUGUAAACACACUGAGUUCCACAAUCAAAAAUGUCAGAAAUCAUUGCUAAGAAUGUGCACAAAUGGCAAGCUGCAUUAUUGGAGAAGAGUUUUAUUUCUACUGAUAAAAACCCCAACUUUCCAGCUGUUGUAAGUGAUCAGUAGGGUCCCAUGUAUUAUAUAGUUAAGUUCCUUUUACAGUUUAUGAGAGUUUCCAAUUUGUUUUCAUUUUGCAAUGAAAACAGAAGUGAAAAAAUAUUUAAAUGAAAAAUUGCUUAAAUUCCCAGGAAAUUUCAGAAAGCAGGUGCCAGCUAAAGCACGUGAAUAUAUGCAGUGGCUGUGUUCACAAUAUUCUUGGGUGGAAAGAAGGCAGAUAGGGGCGGCUGGUUUUGGUUUGUUUGGUUGGGUUUUUUUAUUGUAGGAUGCAUUUUGCUGUAGGACAAAAAGGUGGUUUGCAUCACAAGGCAGUAACAAACAAAUCCCAUUUUCUGAAUGUUCCUAGGAGGAGCGGCUAAAAGGAAAACCUUCUAGGCAGAGUCAAAAGUGGUGUGCAGAAUGAACUUAAUUCAUAUCAAGAUAUACUGAGACCAGAAACCAUCUGGUAUUAAGUGACCACAUCUAUCUUGUAGUGAUCUCCAUUAAUACCAGAAGCAGUAACCCUACCCUGUCAAUUAUCCAGAAAUGCUAGGAGCUGUCCCCCACAAAAUAUACUGCAGAAUUAAAACUUCAAUUCCCUUUCGAGAACAAUUAGAUUGUAAUGGGAGCCAAGCAGAAAAGGAAGUAACAAAAUUCUGUCACUUGAGAACAUUACUGUUGUGAUAUUCCUCUCUUCAAUUAGUUUUAUUUUAUAGUAGCUGUCAGGUACUGUAUGUACAUUUGAAAUGUGGGAAAAUAGCUUAGAAAAUAUCAUGCAAACUAUGUUUAAGUAUCUUCUAUAAACUGUAUUAUAGUACUAAGCAUAUACAUGCACCAAUCUAGCAGAGCACUGGAGCACGCAAGUAAUUUUAAGCAUAUGAGUCUCACUGAAGUCAUGUGCUUAACGUUAUUAAUAUAAUUAAGUGCUUUCUUGGUUUGAGACCUUACAAGCCUUUGCAAGUCUACCUACGUAGACUACAUAUGCUAUAUCUGUAUUUCUUUUUAGGGAGACAGCAUGGCUGAAGUUCACAGCAAUAGAAUUCAGUUACUGCCUGUCACAAAUUCUGAAUAUUUCCAAAUAACGUGAAAUAAUUGCAUCUUUGUGCCUCCACUUUCCAUCUGAAAAUUAGUGAAGUCAGUCCUUGUAAAGCGCUUUGAGCUCUUCAAAUGAAAAGUGCUAUAAAAAGUACAAAUUAUUAUUAUAUUAUUGAACACCAUGUAUGUAUACACACUAUUAUGUAAUAUAUAAUAUAUGUAUAAUGCAUAUAAAUUCUAACAAAUGUAUUUGUGUAAUAUCUGAGAAAUGGAACAGUUGUAUCUGGAAGUGAUAAAUGCAUAGAGUUGGAUUUAUUGUUAAUCUGUGGAUUUAAUGAUUUUUUUUAGACAAAAGGAUGUUUAAGUGUAUAAUUGCUUUUCUUAAUUUAAUAUAUUUAUGUAAAUGCAUGCCUGAAGUUCUGGAUAGAUAGCUAUUCUGUGUCCCUUAAGCUAAUAAAAUAUAUUAAACUUUAUCUUACUAUAUAAGGUACACCUGCUGCUUUAAAUUUUUUUGUUUUUAAUAUUUUUGUUAUGACUAAAUGCAUAAUUUAAAAUUCAUGAAAUUUUAAUUUUAGUCAGCUCUUUGAUCUUUGCAGUAAAAGCCAAA
Messenger RNA from Grus americana (Whooping crane), 10660 nucleotides. It is a transcript of the gene HHIP, whose product is annotated as hedgehog interacting protein. NCBI's taxonomy places the organism in Eukaryota, Metazoa, Chordata, Aves, Gruiformes, Gruidae. The coding region runs from base 470 to 2563 and encodes 697 amino acids. The transcript is spliced from 13 exons. The record is from RefSeq and is a predicted model, not a curated record.